AUGGCUUUCCUGGAGGAUGGGAACCACACUGCAGUGACAGAGUUCAUUUUAUUGGGCUUAACAGAUGACCCAGUCCUUAAAGUCGUCCUCUUCAUCAUCAUGCUGUGCAUCUACCUGGUGACUGUGUCUGGGAACCUCAGCACCAUCCUCCUUAUCAGAGUCUCUUCCCAGCUCCAUCACCCGAUGUACUUUUUUCUAAGUCACUUGGCUUCUGUUGACAUAGGCAUCUCAUCUUCUGUCACACCCAAUAUGCUUGUCAAUUUUCUGGUGGAGAGAAAUCCUAUCUCCUAUGUUGGAUGUGCCAUUCAGCUUGGUUCAGCUGUUUUCUUUGGGACAGUUGAAUGUUUCCUUCUGGCUGCCAUGGCUUAUGAUCGCUUUAUAGCAAUCUGCAACCCACUGCUUUACUCAACAAAAAUGUCAACACAAGUUUGUGUCCAGUUGCUUAUAGGAUCAUAUAUUGGUGGUUUUCUUAAUGCUUCCUUCUUCACCAUUUCCUUCUUUUCUUUUCUCUUCUGUGGACCAAAUAGAAUCAAUCACUUUUUCUGUGAUUUUACUCCUUUAGUUGAACUCUCCUGUUCUGAUAACAGCAUCCUUACAGUUCUAGAUUCAUCUUUUGCUGGCUCCAUCAUUUUGAUCACAGUGCUUGUCAUUGCUGUCUCCUAUAUCUACAUCUUCAUCACUAUCCUGAAGAUGCACUCCACUGAGGGCCGCCAAAAGGCCUUCUCCACCUGCACCUCCCACCUCACUGCAGUCACUCUGUACUAUGGGACCAUCACAUUCAUUUAUGUGAUGCCCAAGUCCAGCUACUCCACAGACCAGAACAAGGUGGUGUCUGUGUUCUACAUGGUGGUGAUCCCCAUGUUGAACCCCCUCAUCUACAGCCUCAGGAAUAAUGAGAUUAAGUGUGCUCUGAAGAGACAACUUGCUAGGAAAAUACUUUCUUAG
Molecule: messenger RNA, 945 nt
Organism: Onychomys torridus (southern grasshopper mouse)
Lineage: Eukaryota; Metazoa; Chordata; Mammalia; Rodentia; Cricetidae
Product: olfactory receptor 502-like
Exons: 1
Coding region: 1-945 (314 amino acids)
Biological process (GO): G protein-coupled receptor signaling pathway; sensory perception of smell
Cellular component (GO): membrane
Molecular function (GO): olfactory receptor activity; G protein-coupled receptor activity; odorant binding
Source: RefSeq, a predicted model, not a curated record